Molecule: messenger RNA, 822 nt
Organism: Miscanthus lutarioriparius
Lineage: Eukaryota; Viridiplantae; Streptophyta; Magnoliopsida; Poales; Poaceae
Source: the annotation of a GenBank genome assembly
AUGGCGACGGUGCACGGAGCGCACGGCCGGCCCGGCGCAGCUACGGCCGCCCUCCUCCUCCCCCUCCCCCCUGCCCCCCACACGGCGUGCCCUGUCCCCCCUCUCUCUCCUCUCCGCUCACUACCUCUCUCUCCCGAUGCGGCCUGGGCGACGGCAGCCAGCCGUUCUGAAAACCAGUACAGAUCCAAUUGGCCGAAGACGGAGCACGAUGGCCUACUGGGAAGUGGUGGUUUCCCCAGGCCAUCAGGAUAUGCUGGCCAGUUACCAUCAAAGGAUCGUGGCACUGUGCCUCAGCAAAACAGGACCUCAGAACGCUCCCUGGCACCACGUCCUUACAAGGCUGCUCCUUUCUCGCGGAAAGAUAUUGACUCAAUGAAUGAUGAGACAUUUGGGUCUUCAAAAUUAUCAAAUGAGGAUACAAUAGAAGAAGAAAGGAAGCGGGUGGUCAUAUUUUCUUACUGCAACAUAAAACAUCCUUGUCUUUCCCCGCUGCAAUCAUCGAUUUUGUCUCACAUUGCCCUGUAUGCAGCGUCUUUGGAGUUGAUGAGAAAAGAGCAACACAAGGCAAUGCAUGGAAAGAAGGAUGGUCCUGAUAUCCUGAAGCAGAAUCCCAGUGAUGAUAUCAUUUCAUGGUUACAGACAUCUGCUGCAGAGGCAAAUGCCAAAACUAAAAAUGAGGAGUUAAAUGGUUCCUUAGUAUGCUCAUAUCAACAAGAUACCACUAAACCAUCUUCAGUUCUACUAGCUCCUGCAGCCAUGCCGCUUGUCCUGCCGAGUUUUGCAAAUGCACUUGCACAAGAAACUUCAGCCACAGUCAUCUAA